UUUUAGUCCCAUAACAUUAUCACGUGAUAGUUUUCAAUUGUUAUCUUCAAUUUGGGACUGUUUAUAAAAAAAAAGUUUUGAGUGUCUUUGUUUUCUGAUAAAAGAGGAACUAAAUUUAAAACGUUGCCUUUUGUAGACAAGACGUACCUUACUAGCUGAGUUUUUGGUUUGUUGGCUUGGGGAAGCUUGAGCCAUGAGUUGGAAUUCAGGAAUGACCAGUAAGAAGAACUGGUGCAGAUGGACAGCUUGAAGCCACGCUGAAAAAUCAUUUGUAAAGUCAUUUUAAGAGCCAUUCACAUGACAUGUCUGACAUUGAAAGCAAUGGAGUUGACCAACAUGAUGAGGAACCUGAAGAGGAGUUAACAGAAAGCUUUUGUAGCCCCAAUGAAGAAUUGCUUUAUCUGGCAAGGCAUGGCAAGGAGAAUUCAUUGGCUGAGAUCUUGGUGACCUGCCAAGAUAACAAAAGGAUGAAAUUUAACAUUAACUGUAAAGGUACUCAUAAAUCCAAUAGAGGAUGGACAGCACUCCACCUAGCCAGUUAUUUUGGUCAUACAUCAGUGGUCAGAGUGUUGCUAGAGUUUGGUGCAGUUGUGAAUAUUUUAAAUGAUAGUGGAGAAAGUCCUCUACACCUAGCUGCUUACACAGGACGAGAGGAAGUUGUUGGCCUCUUGUUGAGUCAUGGAGCUUCCACUAAAGUUAUUAAUUUACAGAAUCAGACUCCUCAGGAUAUCACAAAGUCUCAGCACAUUAAAGACAUGAUUGAAGCUACUGAAAGCUCUGCCACAUUGCAAGCUCAAUCUGCAUUUCUACUGGCUGCAGCCACAGGAAAUACAGUGGAACUCUCUGAAUUGCUGUCCAGUGGGAAUAUUGACAUCAAUGUACAUGACACAUUCGGCAACACUGCCUUACACCUGGCCGCCAUGAGAGGCCACGUUGUUACAGCCACACUUCUCUUGCAGCUUGGUAUUGAUUCUAGUCUACAAAACUCUGCAGGGCAAACUGCAUUGGACCUGGCCACUGACAAUAAGACCAAACAAGUCCUUGGUGUGCUGCCUAUUAAAGCUAUCAUCAGUCAGCCACAGAGAUUUGAAGGGACAUUGUUAAAAAAAAAUAAUUUUGUGGGCUUCAAACCUGUGUGGGCUGUUCUUGAAAGAGGCGUCCUCUCUUUUUUUUUAAACAGGGGUGAUGCUUCUACUGGAUUCAAAAGAAAAGGAAUGAAAUAUCUUGAUGAGGCAAAGCUCUCAACUUCAAAUCUGAUUCCAACAGAGUUUUUGUUGGAGUACUCUGAUGGCUCAAAGCAUUUAUUACGCCUGACUGAAACUGGGGCUGGUUCUCAAGUUAACAUGCAGAAAUGGCUUUUGGCCUUGAAAGAGCACAUAGAUUACAGUACUCAUUAUAUUCAUCAAGGGGAAGAACCAGUCAUUGAUGCAAAUUUAAUAGUCUCCCUUGGAACUAUGCAUAACUCACUACAAAGUGCACAAGCCUAUAAAAAACACCUGGAGAAACAAAUCAAAUCCUUACAAGAAUCUCUAGUCAAUCUAAGCAAGCAGGUAACAGAGAAUGGAAAUGGAAGUAAUAAUAUGGCAAGAACUCUCACAUCAGCUGACCUAAGACUGCUGGCUUCUCAAUCUUCAAGUAUUCUCUCAUCAUCACAGGAAAUGUUGUUGGCCUUGACCCACUGUAUGAACUUGAUGAUCCAACAGGAAGAGCUCAGAGAGGUUCAGCUGAAAGAAGAGCGCGAGCGAUGUCGUCUGCUUCAAGACUCGUUGCACGCGCUGGCCACGGAGCACCUUGAGCUAGAGAAGUCCAUAUCCAGGCAUCACUCGUUUCUUUCCAUGGAGGAAGAAUUUUUUGACUGCGAUGACAUCACAGUAGGUUCUCCCGUUGGGGAUGCCUUCGCCGAUUCUUAUGACCUGUCCGUUGAUGAUAACAGGAGAAAUGAAGAAAAGAAAUCCAGCUAUGGACGAACCAAGCUUCCUGUACCCAUGUUUUCCAGAUCAGACUUUAGUUUCUGGAGUAUUCUCAAACAAUGUAUUGGAAAGGAGCUUUCAAAGAUUACUAUGCCAGUUGUGUUUAAUGAGCCUUUGAGUUUUAUACAGAGGCUAGCAGAGUAUAUGGAGUAUGCACCAUUGAUAGAAAAAGCAGCCAAUUGUGAUAAUCCUAUAGAAAGGAUGGAGUAUGUAACAGCUUUUGCCAUAUCAGCUCUGUCUUCAAAUUGGGAAAGAAUUGGGAAACCCUUCAAUCCAUUACUUGGGGAAACUUUUGAACUUGACAGACCUGACCUUGGUUUCAGGUUCAUGGGAGAACAAGUCAGUCAUCAUCCUCCUAUCACAGCGGUAUACGCUGAGGGCAAGGCCUACGCCUUACACGGUUCUAUACAGCCUAAGCUCAAGUUUUGGGGAAAGACUGUUGAGAUUAGUCCUAAGGGACAUAUAUAUUUAGAACUACAUAAUUAUAAAGAAACUUACACAUGGCAGAAUGUCAAUUGUUGUAUACACAAUGUGAUAGUAGGCUCUUUGUGGGUGGAGCAUUAUGGCACAAUGGAAAUCACCUGCAAUAACAGCAACGUAAAGGCAGUUGUCAAUUUCCAUCAGAGCGGCUGGUUUGCUAAAGAUCUCCAUCAUGUUGAUGGCUACAUAUAUGACGGCAAAAAGAAAGAGCGUGCACUCUAUGGCAGCUGGGUGCUUGGUAUUUACUCCUGUCCACCAAAUGAGUAUGACAAGUUCGUAAGCGACACUGAAGCCAUGGCUAGAUACCGCUCCAAGGAUAAAAAAGACAAAGAAAACCAAAAGGCGACAUUGAUUACCUACAACUAUCAACUUCCAGGUCAGAAAACUUUAUGGCUGGUCAAUCCUCGAUCACCAGAAUCAGCAGAAUACUACCACUUCUCUCUGUUCUCCAUGACACUGAAUGAGCUUCUUCCUGGCAUGCUGGAAGCUCUGCCUCCCACUGAUUCACGUCUGCGACCUGACAUUAGAAGUAUGGAGGAAGGCAAAAUAGAUCAAUCAGCUGAGGAGAAAAACAGAGUAGAAGAAAAACAACGAGAAGCGAGGAAAGAAAGGAAAAAGAAAAGUAAAGAUUGGCAGCCCAGAUGGUUCACCCUACGGAAAGUCGGAGGUCAUGAAGAAUGGAUAUUUAACCGCAACUACUGGCAAAGAAACUGGCAAGAUUGUGCUGAUAUCUUUUGAUCUCUCACUCUCAAAUAAACUGCACAAGUAGAUUUUCUUUUUUUUUUACAAACUUUCUGCAAGGAAUUAAUUCAUAUGCUGUUUAGGCUGUUAGCAGAGUGCUAAUUAAGUCAUGUUUUGUCAACUCAUAUUUCGAGCAAGCUUUGUCUGGCCUAAUUAGGUCAUGGUUUGUCAACUCCAUUUAGAAAAAGCUAUGUCCAGGUCUAAUUAUGUCAUGAUUGGUCAACUUUAUUUAGAGAAAGCGUUGUGAGACCUAAUUAGGUCCUGGUUUAUCAGACCAAAUUAAGUCUAUUUUUUCAUGUACACAAGAGGAAAAAAAAAAAGCUGUUUCUGAGAUAUUUUUUAAGCAUUCUGGAUUAUCUGUUGAAGAUAUUUCUUUUCUUCUAUUGUACAUAAAUUGACUGGCAGGGAUCUGAUGUGUGUUGUUAAAUCUGCAUGAGAGAGCUACAUAUGUUUCAGAUAUGUAAAGAAAUGGUCAUGAUUUAUUUAUUGCAUUGUUAACAGUUUAUGGUUUUCUGGGUUUGUUUUUAUUUUCCAUUCUCUGUGCUAAAGCUGCUAUAGAUUUCAAGCAAUAAAACAAGUUGGUAGAACUUUUUAAUAUAUAUAUAUUUUGAUGCUAGUAGUACAGCUGUCAGUCAACUUUUGUGUCCCUUUUUCUGUAAUAGCUGUGCCACUAUCCUGGAAACUUGGUGGUUUGACACAAUUUUUUUUAUUUGUUAAUGUGAAGAUCUAGAAGUCAUAAAAUUGAUAAUUUUUUGGGUGUCAUCUUCCACUUUCCUUUCUUUUCCCAUGUUGUGAACUGAAUAGUUCAAACAAAAAUUUUUUUUUCUUACUAGCAUUCCUAAUUCCAAUUUUUUUUUGUCCAGCAUUAAAACAAGCCAGUGUGUUAUGUGUAGUCAAAUCUAUAUAGGCUACAUACAUGUGUGUACAUAUUUGAAUGUGUGUGUUUAUCUUACAUUGUCUGUUAGAACCAAUGGUAUUCUUCGAACUGUUGUGUUAACAUUGGGCAGCUCUAGUUAAAAGUGCUACCACGUCUGGAAAUCCUGAAAUAUAAAUUAGCAAUCUUAUCCUGUUGGGUUACUUCGAGAUAUUUAAACUAAUGUUUGUUAGACAGAUGUUAUAUUUAAACAAAUAUUAGUUUAGAUUGUCAUUAUAUUUAAACAAAUGUUUGUUAGAUAGCCAUAAAUGACAUUUUCUUAUCCAUUCUUUUUGAUAUUGGUGGAAAGGGUGUAACCUUUUUUUCUCUUUUAGGAAAGAUGGUGAAGCCACUUGAAUUUCUGUUAAACCUUCAAAGUUUUAACCAAUCCAAUUUUGUAUAUGCCUACAUCAAAAAACUUUGUUGGUUUUAUUCUUUACUCCCUCGUUUAUUAUCCUGAAUAAUUUAAACACAAGGAAUAUUUAUACCUGGACUUGUACUAGUGUAGACCAGUGAGUGUCUACUUCACCAUGCUGGCCCAGCUGCUGGUGGCAUAAUGAGUUUGUUGUUUGCAUUUUUGUUUAAAGAAGCUUUAAAAUGCAACUAUUUAUAGAACACCUACUUCUGAGCAAUGAUCAACAAACUUCUAUUACACUGACCCCCAGCUUAUGCUAGAAAAGUACUUCAAUUUUAAAUACAUGUGUUCAUGUUAUUAAGAAGACAUUGUACAAAAUAUUAACUGACUAGAUGCUGUCACAAACUGAACUUUAUAACUAAUAUGAGUUUACUGUAUAUAAAAGUUAACCAUUGUAAGUUGUCAUGACGCAGGGCCUUAGCAAGAUUUUAGAGCUUCUCAAUUAAAGAUUGUUGCUCUCUAUAUUCCAAAUCUAUUUUUGAUUCUUUUUACUAGAUUAGUAUUUUUUAUUUUUUUCUCUGUACUGGUAAGUGAAAGUUUAAUCAGAUUUUAAUGGGUUUUUUAUUUAUUUAUUUAUUUCAAUGAUAAAAUAUAUUUUUUAGAACUUUUUUUUUGUUGAGAAAAUUCAUACUAAGGUGUUAAAAUUUCGCAUGUGUCAUGUGACUACCACUCGAUAGCUGUGUGUGUUAAUGUGAUAUUGAACACACUUUGCAUAACUAUCACAGAAACAAAGAUCUCACAUUGUCUAAUGUACUAGUUCUCUGAGCUUUUUUUUUACCCAGUUGUGACUAGCUACCACUAAUGUUCUUUUGGGUUGCUCUGGCUUGAUAUUGAAAACAUCAGCAAAAGGAUAAAUUAUCGAGGGCUACAUGUAUUAUUAUACAUCCAUAACUUGUGAGUAGGAAUGAAAUCAUAAGUACGUCUAUUCUUUUCUUUCUUUUUUCUACUCCCCAUGACUUUUUAUAUUAAGAAGUGCAAGCUGCGUUACAUGUGACAGCGAAUUAUGUUGCAUGUAGCUGGGUGUGUAUUGCUCAGCGUUUCCCCAUACAUUAGGGAAAUCAGUUUUAGGCUCUGCUACUAGUGUUACCAUUAUAGAACAUUAGGGAAAUCAGUUUUAGGUUCUGCUGCUAGUGUUACGUUUCCUCAAACUUUAAGAUUCUUUAAAACAAGUGUUUGUAUCACUCAGUGUAGAGCAUUAGCUCCUUUUAAAUAUCACUUAAAGCCUUUUGGUAAUACAAUACGUCAGGACUUCAUUAAAUGCAUAUAAACUAUAAGAAUUUUAAAACGGCUUGAAAUCAUGCAGAAAUGACAAUAUUGCCACUUACCCUUACAGUUGAGCAGUAAGUUUAGAGCAGCAUGGGGAGGGGGGGGGGACUGACUGUAUAGCCCAAAUCUCUUUCUACUCUAUUGAUGUAUACAUGUAUAGAACUUACAUUGUAUGACCCAGUGCCUAUUUUAGAGGUACAGUAUCUGUAAGUGAUUUGUAACAUUAGAAAUAUAGAAUAGCUAUGCAGUGCUGUUCUUGACUACUAUACACACAAAAUAAUGUUCUUAUAUAAUAUCAGUGUCUGGAGCUCUGUACAAAAAAGUGCAUGCUUCCCACUGACCUAGAGAUCCAGUACAAAUGGAACAGAUCAUGGGUGAGGCUUUAAGCGAAACUAUACUAGCAUACUGGGCAUGAUUGAGUACAUUUAAUGCUUACUUGUUAAAUAUCAGUAGUUUUACUGUUGCAGUAAAUGACACAUUCUGCUAUUAGAAGUGGAUGUAAACAAAAUAGUUGGCUUUUUUUUUUUCCCAACCUACAAAAACAUUUCACUUGUAUGGUAACACUAACAAUUACUAGCAUUGAGAACUGGUUUGGAUUUUCUUUGCAGUUUUAUUUUUUCAGGGAAGAAUAAAAUGUUGUAGAUUGAAAUUCUGGUCUCCCCUUGUGUUUUUUUUUCUCUUUGAUCUUUGAAGUUAAUGAACUUUUUUUAAAAAAAGGUUAAUGACUGAACUUUUAUUUGAUUGCAGUUUUCUAUUUUCCACAAUUUUUAGAGAAUAACUUGGUAGAUGUUUUAUUUCUUUACAAUUUUAAUCAAACUUUUUUGUUAGAUUUGUGAUUUCUAAAAUAAUUUUUAAGGGAUUUACAUGUAUAAAAUUAUUUUUUUUACCAUACUACCCAAAAUGUUGAGUCUAUAUAUAAAAAGGUAAAAAAGUGCAACAGAAAAAUAGUGUUUUACCAGAGUUAACCUACUGGUGUAUUUUGUUUAGGCAGAAGAUAAUGUGAUUUGAUAGCACUUUAUAUAUUAAUAUAACUGCAAUACGUAGUUAAGAACUUCUAAAGAAAUGGAACUUAUCUAUGACACAUUGAAAUAAACAAUAUUAUGUUAAAAGUCUAUUGGGGUAAUGGUCAAACCAGUUGCUUCUAAACUUCUCAGAGCCAUGUGUAUUGAAGACAUUUUGUUUUUCAAUCCAGACUUAAAUUUUGAAACAGUCAACAAUUACACUGUUACAGUUGUUACCUGCAAUUCAGUUUACAUCUUCUACAUUUCAUACUUCUGCUUACAAACUACAUGUCCAUGAAAGAGAAGCCUGUAUUUUUAUGUUAGUGUAUAAUAAUUGGUUUCCUAUGUUUAGCAUAAUAUUCUGAAUGUUGUGCAGCUAAUAUUUCAAAUGAAAUAUGCAAUAUGUUUGUUUAUAGCCUGUUAUGUCGAAUGUUGGACUGAAAUGUUGACAAUUUUUUUUCCUUAAAAAAUGCAAAACAUUGACACCUAUAUUUAAAACCACCGUUUGUUGUGUUGCAUAGUUUAAGCCAACAAAACCACACUUUUAGUGCCUGUGUGUUUGAAUCCAGUAGUUUAUACUGUUAAUGCUUGUGUGUUUGAAUUCAGUAGUUCUGUGUUCAUUCUGUACAUGCAGCUCCAUCAAGCACUAAAUAAAGAAUGUAAACAACACAAAAA
Molecule: messenger RNA, 7461 nt
Organism: Biomphalaria glabrata
Lineage: Eukaryota; Metazoa; Mollusca; Gastropoda; Planorbidae
Product: oxysterol-binding protein-related protein 1-like
Exons: 28
Coding region: 303-3188 (961 amino acids)
Cellular component (GO): cytosol; membrane; intracellular membrane-bounded organelle
Molecular function (GO): protein binding; sterol binding
Source: RefSeq, a predicted model, not a curated record